Fusarium coffeatum is the source of this 2475-nucleotide messenger RNA. RefSeq lists its product as uncharacterized. The record is from RefSeq and is a predicted model, not a curated record. NCBI's taxonomy places the organism in Eukaryota, Fungi, Ascomycota, Sordariomycetes, Hypocreales, Nectriaceae. Bases 1 to 2475 code for a protein of 824 amino acids. The transcript is spliced from 8 exons. Gene Ontology annotation, biological process: transmembrane transport. Gene Ontology annotation, molecular function: oligopeptide transmembrane transporter activity.
AUGCCUGAAAAACAGAAGCCAGGGUCGGCACGACCAACCGAACCCGUUGGCCAAAGCAUCGCAGGUCCCAGUGGGCGACUUUCAACAUCAUUAGAAAUCGAAGACUCAUCAUCGGAGAAUCUCAAACAUCGUCUUCAUGAAUGGGCAGCUACUGGAGCACGCAAUGACGACGAAGAUGACCAAGGCGAAGAGUAUGAGCUUCUCAUGGAUCCAAAUCUCCCUCGCGAGUAUGAGACGAGAAGAAAGAACUCGGGAGAUUCUGAAGAUGAAGUGGCUUUGAUCAAGGAUGGCGAUGCUGAAGACGAGGAUGAGGAAGAAGAGAACUCGCCCUUUCCCGAAGUUCGGGCUGCGGUGCGCAACUUUGACGAAGAUCUUCCGUGCAAUACAGUACGGGCAUGGACUAUUGGGAUGCUCCUUGUCGUCGUGGGCGCUUCCAUGAACACACUAUUCUCUCUUCGCCAACCGUCCAUUAGCAUUGGUCCUCUCAUCGCCCAAAUCGUAGCGUGGCCGAUGGGUCAUGGCUGGGCCAAGUUUGUGCCAGAACGAGAGUUUACCAAUUUUGGCAUCACAUGGACUCUCAAUCCUGGACCCUUCAACGUAAAGGAACAUGCCAUCAUCGUCGUCAUGGCAAGUGUCUCGUUCUCUGUAGCAUAUGCUACCGAUAUCAUCCUAGCACAACUCGUAUUCUACAAGCAGGACUUUGGCAUUGUGUUCCAGCUUCUGUUGACCAUAUCGACCCAAUCGGUAGGCUAUGGUAUCGCAGGCAUGCUUCGAAAGUUCUUAGUGUAUCCUGCAUCUAUGAUCUGGCCCGAGAACCUUGCUGGCGUUACUCUCAUGAAUGCCAUGUAUGAGAGAAACGAUGCUCCAGAUCCCAGUAUUCUGGGAGGCACAAUGCACAGAUACAAAUGGUUUGUUAUUGUAACAGCAUGUUCCUUUUUUUACUACUUCAUCCCGGGUUUUCUGGCUCAGUUCCUGAGUAUCUUUGCUGUAGCGACAUGGAUGGCUCCUCAGAAUCCUGUUGUGAACCAGUUGUUCGGAGGCCAAACUGGGUUGUCUCUUCUUCCCAUUACUUUCGACUGGACCCAGAUUGCAGGAUACGUUGGCUCGCCGCUCAUCCCACCAUGGCAUGCCAUCGCCAACACUCUUAUCGGUGUCGUGGUCUUCUUCGUCAUAGGAUCAUCUUUCCUACACUACGGAGGAGCAUGGUAUGGCGAGUAUUUGCCAAUGAGCGACUCGGGUACAUAUGAUAAUACCGGAGCCCGCUACAACACCACGCGAAUCCUCACAAAAGACUUCACACUGAACGAAGAGGAGUACAAGAACUACUCGCCCCUGUUCAUCAGUACAACUUUUGCCAUCUCUUACGGCCUGUCCUUUGCUGCUAUAUCCUCACUCGUCGUUUACACUUAUCUGCACAACGGAAAGCAGAUUUGGCAGCAAUGGAGGAAUAGUACAAACGAGAAGCCUGAUAUCCACAUGAAGCUUAUGAAAAAGUACAAGGAAGCGCCUACUUGGUGGUACAUGUCGCUUUUCGCUAUUAUGCUCUUGAUCGGAUUCUAUACAGUGCUUUGCUAUCCUACAAAUCUUUCUUGGUGGGCUUUUUUACUCGCUAUUGCAAUCUCUUUUGGAUUUGCUCUUCCCAUAGGCAUUAUUCAAGCUGUGACAAACACUCAAAUUGGAUUGAAUGUCUUGACAGAGUUCAUCUAUGGAUACCUUCAACCAGGUCGACCGCUGGCUCUAAUGAUUUUCAAAACAUACGGAUACAUCACGAUGGCGCAAUCUCUUCGAUUUGUCUCGGACUUGAAGUUUGGACACUACAUGAAAAUCCCUCCUCGAACCAUGUUCCUGUCUCAAGUUGUUGCCACAACAUUCUCGUGCUUUAUUCAGAUCAUCGUUCUGAAUCUGUCUCUGAACAAUAUCCCCGAUGUCUGUGAGCAACACCAGGUUGACCACUUUACGUGUCCUGGUGGUCGCGUCUUCUUCGCUGCCUCCAUCAUCUGGGGCCUCCUCGGACCUGCCCGCAUGUUCUCGCCUGGCCAAGUCUACUCUGGUCUGUUUGUUUUCUUCAUCAUUGGUGCCAUCACUCCCGUGGUCAUUUACUUCUUGGCCAAGCGUAGGCCCAAGUCUCCAGUGCGGUUCCUCAUGGCACCUCUAAUCUUUGGGGGAGCAGGGGCUAUGCCUCCCGCCACACCACUCAACUACCUUUCGUGGGGUGCCGUCGGCUUCAUAUUCCAAUUCUGGGUCAAGAAGCGCCACUUCAGAUGGUGGUCGAGACUCAACUUCCUGACAUCGUCAGCACUCGAUCUUGGGCUCGCCCUUGCGACAUUGUUCAUCUUCUUUGCAUUCACCCUGCAUGGUAUAGAUCCGCCAAGCUGGUGGGGCAACGACAUUGUAUCCUCGACCAUGGAUGUCCAGGGUACAGCGAUACAAGCCCAUGUCGCCGAGGGAGAGCGGUUCGGGCCUAAGAGCUGGUGA